This is a messenger RNA of Argiope bruennichi, 4300 nucleotides long. RefSeq names its product sodium- and chloride-dependent GABA transporter 1-like. Bases 208 to 2112 code for a protein of 634 amino acids. Gene Ontology annotation, cellular component: membrane. The record is from RefSeq and is a predicted model, not a curated record. Gene Ontology annotation, biological process: sodium ion transmembrane transport. NCBI's taxonomy places the organism in Eukaryota, Metazoa, Arthropoda, Arachnida, Araneae, Araneidae. The transcript has 16 exons.
UGACUGCACUUAAUAAAUAUUGAAACUUGGUCAGCGAAAAAUCAUUACUAAAUUUAUUAUUAUAAAACAUCCUUAGGUGCGUUGAAUUCCCCCGCUCUCCACUACAUGAAAGGAUUUUAAUCUUGAACAACGACGGGUUUUGAAGCCGACAUAUCUUUACCUCUUUCUUGUCCACUCUCUGCUCAACACGCUUUUGCCAGCAUUCCAAUGACGGCAGGUAAAGAGAAGGCCGUAAUGGCCAUGGACUCGGAAUCCUUAGAGACCGAAGAUCCUGAAGAAGUGCCGGAACGUGGACAUUGGACAGGACGAUUCGAUUUCCUUCUGGCGUGCCUGGGUACUGCUGUUGGACUAGGGAACGUUUGGAGAUUUCCUUAUCUUUGCUACAAAAAUGGAGGAGGGGCUUUUGUUCUCGCUUACGUCGUAAUGGUAUUUCUCAUUGGCAUGCCAGUUUUCCUUCUGGAAUUAACAAUGGGGCAAUACAGUGCCUUUGGACCAUCAAAAGUCUUCAGCUCUAUCGCGCCGAUAUUCAAAGGUGUUGGAUACGCAAUGGUGAUAUCCGCAUCACUGGUGUCCAUUUACUACAACAUGAUCAUUGGUUGGACAUUGUUUUAUUUCGUCGAUUCUUUCCGUUCAGAUCUGCAAUGGCAAUACUGUCAUCACGAAUUCAACACUGAUCGAUGCUUCAGCGACGUGGAAUAUCAUGCAUGUAAAUCAAUCAAUGACAGCAAUAUAUUUAAUUUUAGAACUUGUUAUAAUGCAACUUACGCAGCCAUUCAAAACAUAAGUGAUAUCACAGAUUCUGAGAGGAUAUCUGCUCCAGAAGAAUAUCUCAACCAGUACAUGUUGGGAAAGUCAGACAGUUUUGAAAAUUUUGGUACACUGAGAUGGCCUCUAGUUGUCAGUCUUCUUGCUGCAUGGAUUGUGGUUGUUUUGAGUCUCUUGAAAGGAAUCAAAACCUCAGGCAGGGUUGUGUAUUUCACGGCAACUUUUCCUUACGUAAUUCUAGUCAUUCUCUUCAUUCGAGGGGUCACUCUUGAAGGAUCCACGGAUGGAAUGUAUUUCUAUCUAGUUCCAGAUUUCCAAAAACUAAUGGAAAUUCAGGUAUGGCAAGAUGCAGCAAUUCAAGUAUUUUAUUCAUUUAGUAUAGCGGGAGGCGGAAUGAUAACCUAUGCCAGUUACAACAAAUUUCACAAUAAUUUAAUUAAAGAUGUGUUGAUCAUCGGUAUAGGUGAUAUGUUAACUAGUUUGUUUAGUGGUCUGGUUGUUUUUUCUAUGCUUGGAUUUAUGGCACUGCAACUCCAGAAAUCCGUAGAUGACGUCGUGGAGUCUGGUACUGGUUUGGCGUUCAUCGCUUAUCCUGAUGCUGUUGCCCGAAUGCCAGUAGCCACUCUGUGGGCCCUGUUGUUUUUCUUUAUGCUGUUUCUCCUGGGCAUUGAUAGUCAAUUUGCAGCUGUGGAAACAAUCCUCACCUUUGUAUUCGAUCAAUUUCCCAAAACAAGAUCGAAGAAACCCGUUGUUGUAUUUCUAGUAGCAGGAAUUUUGUUUCUGCUCGGCCUUCCUCUGACAGCAAACGGCGGCAUUUAUCUAUUGGAAGUGAUGGACAGAUACGCAGCAGGAUGGCCAUACUUAGUAAUUGGUCUUUCUGAACUUUUCGUCGUUGCCUACGUAUACGGCAUGAGCAGGUUUAUGGACGAUUUGAAACAAAUGACCAAAUGGAGCCCUGGUGCCUGGAUUCGAAGUCAUCUUCUAGUCACUAUAAUGACAAUCAGCCCAAUCGUUAUUGGGCUUAUUCUUUUAUUAAGUUGGAUAAAUUUUGAACCACUGAAAGUGGGAGAUUAUGUCAUUCCAACAUGGGGCAAUGCAAUCGGAUGGGGCAUGGCUAUCGUACCUAUCGCUGCAAUUCCCUUUGGAUUCAUUUGGCAGAUGUGCACAAAACACAAAGACAUGCCUUGCUUCCAGCGAUUAAGGCAUCUAACCAGGCCAACCGAGGAAUGGAGAGCAAAUGCAAAGGCAAACAGUCCAUCCAGGGGUAGUAGAAAUGGUGGUUUGAAUGGAUAUGACAACCCAGCAAUGACGGAACCACCACCAGUUUACAGUUUAUCUCAUUUAUAAUUAAGUCAAGAAAAAAAUGAGCUUAUGCGCUGUCCGUAAUAUGAAACAAAACUAAGUACUCUUAAUCCACAGAAACCUGUUUUGAUCAAGUAAACAGGAUUAUGAGCCUGGCUGCAGUUUAUGGAAAACAAAACUUAAAAUAUUCAAAAACUGUUUCGAAUCUGCAAACAGCACAAAUGAUUUGAAAUGAAGCAUUCAUUGUGUAGAACAAAAUAUCGUGUGAUUAUCGAAAACGCGUUUAAUUUAUUAAUUUUACUUAUAAAUGAUGCGAUAACAUUUCUUGUUUAAUCACAUUUUCGAACAUAUUAUGUAUUCAGUAAAAUCUACGAAGAUAUUUGAAUAUAAAUUAUUUCACUUAUAAAAAAAAUGAAUCAUCAAUUAUCUUGAAUUGAACCGAGAUAGAUCAAAAUACAUAUUUUUACUCUUUUUUUGGAAAACCUAAAUAUAUUAAAAAGGAUUUUCUAAAACAAUUCAAAUAUAUACAUUUAAUACUAUUUUUGGAUCUAUUUUACAAACUUGUUGCAAUAUACAAUCUAAAUCAAUUUUAUUUUUAUUAUGAAGAUUAAUAUGAACUAUAUAGCAAUAAAAAUUGAAUUAAUAAAAUUAAUAGUUGUAUAUUCUAUAAAUUUGUUUAACAUCAAAAAUAAAACAGAUGUAUUGUCAAGCAGAAAUAAUAUAUGACAGCCAGUCAUAUAUUAUAUUUAGAAAAGGCUGCAGCUAUUCUGCUAGAAUCCAGACGUACGGUAAAGCUAUAUAUUGAAAUCAAUCAGUGAUACUUGUCCCACCGUAAAGGCUACUUUAUGUGUGAUAUUGUUUCUGAUUUUAUGAUGAUAAGAAAACACUAAGUAAUUAGAAUAGAAAUAUACAAUCCCAGUGAUACAGCAGGUGUUACAUGUAGAAAUAUCAAUAUGCUUACAACAUUCAUAAUGCAUAAAAAUCAAUCCUUACGUUUUUAUAUAUUGUGAACGCUUUAAACAUAGCAUAUUUAUCAAAUGCAGGUAAAAUGUAAUGCCUUCAGUUGAAUAAUCUAUUGCCUCGCGUACUUAUUUUGGGAUCAUUAUCUUAUAUAAGGUAAUUGGAUACUUUCAGUUUUAUUGACAACUCCAAGUGGAUUAAUCACAAUUUUCGCUAAACUCAAGUAUACAUCAUAUUUUGUGAAAACUAAAAGUGAACCUAUAGAUAAAUACAGCUAUUUAGUGUGAAGAAUGUAAAAUUCUUCUGGUUCAUUCUAAUUUCGGGAGAGUUUUUUUCUCCAUUUGACGUCUAUCUCAGUUUAACGAAAAUCGUGGAUUGAUUUGAUUUGCAAGCUUUAAAUAGCUGCUGUACUUCAAUGACCUGGAAAACAUUCUACGACUGAUAAUUUCGUGAAAAAGUUCAAAUGUCUGUCUUACUAUCAUUAGCAAUCAAUUAUUCAGAUCACAUAAACGAUUUUAGGAUAAAAUCACGAUAACUAGGUAGACACACAAUUAAUAUUUGCGACUUGAUUUGUUGUAGUUUUACAAUAAUAAUUAUAAAACUUAACGUAGCAAACGAAUACUACGAAAUACAUAUGAAUAGAUAGAAGUAUUUUUAAAAAAUUAUAUGAAUUAACUACUUUUAUACACUAUGCAAAAUGUAAAUGAAUGGCAAUUUUUAAAAUGCAAAGCCAUCUGCAAUUAAUUUAUAUUUAAGUUUUAGAAUCAAUGUUUUUUUCAAUGGUAUCUAUUUUUUAGUCUAAAAACUGAUUUUAAAGGCAGGAACAUGUUCAGUAGGGUGGUAAAGGGACAAAAUUCCACGAGCUUAUUGUCUUAGAAGAGAUCAACUGAACAGUUUUUAGCCCAGGGUCGAAUGUUUAAUAAAUAGGAUAUUUUUACUAGAAUGGAAGUUGGAAAUAAAUAAUUUUUAUUCAAUUGUAAGCUAUUGUUAAUAAAAAAUAUUAUCAAAUAAAAAUUCAAUUAAUUCCUUAUUUUCAUUAAAUAAUGAAAUAUUUUCUACAAUAGGGGGAAAGGUAUUUUUAUAACUAAAGAUAGUAAAUGGAUUUAAUUUAUAACCUUAUUUUAAAGUUUAACUUACUUUAAAUCAUAAAUCAAACAAUUACUAAGAAUUCCACAUUGUCAAAUUUUGUAACUGAACAUAUAGCUAAUGAAUUUUAUUCUUCAAGCAAUAGAUAUGAGAAAUGACAAUUCAGAUAAUUCUUUACAAUUAUUUA